This is a messenger RNA of Alternaria conjuncta, 1572 nucleotides long. RefSeq lists its product as uncharacterized. The record is from RefSeq and is a predicted model, not a curated record. Lineage: Eukaryota; Fungi; Ascomycota; Dothideomycetes; Pleosporales; Pleosporaceae. Bases 1 to 1572 code for a protein of 523 amino acids. The transcript is spliced from 4 exons.
AUGACGCUCCGCGACACAUACACCAGGUUCCUGGCGACGCCCUCUUCGGGUGCGCUGGCGGACAAUGCCUCGCUCCACUAUGUCACCACCACGACCAGCAUCAACGACGCGACCGCCAUCAUCAAGCACCUGUCUGUUCAGGAGAAGCUUCUGAAGAAGACCAAGGAGAAGGUGCUCAACGCGAUUGAGGGCGGUAAUGGCCUGAGUAUCGACGUUGAGACGACUAUCGAGUUCGUCAACGGCGGCGGCGCAUACCUGCCAGGCCUGGAUGACAAUUUCGUCACCGACCGAACUGUGACGUUCCCUAUGACCUUCGGUUUCGUCCUCAAGACGGACGGGGUGCACAUGGUCCACUUUGACAAGUCGGGCAAGAUUACACAAAUCCGCCAGUACUGGGACCAGGGCUCUCUGCUCAAGCAGAUCGACGUCAUCGGUGCGCGCUCUCGCAACUGGCCCAUCCGCGACAGCAGCGAACAGAUCCGCCUCAUCACAUCCAACGCGGCAGCUGCACAGACCGAGUCGAGCGCAUCGUCGCGGCCCUCAACCUCAGCUUCACGAGGCGCAGAUGAGGUCUCCAUCAGCUCCCGCUCGAGGGGAUCAACGAACAAUGCCAUGAACGACCCGCACGCAUCGCUUGCCCUGUUUGCGCCUCGCGAGGUUGACACUGAGGAGCGGGAGUCGCGCAGCUCUGGGCCGGCCGCGCCCCGCGCUCAAUCUGCGAAGCCGCCUCCACGCGAGUACUCUGAGCUGUUCGCUGGCGCAGGGGGCGACUCACCGUCUCCUUCGCCCCAGCGCAUCCCAGCCAAAGCAGGCAGCGGAAAGAACUUCAAGGCCAACCGAUUGUUUGAAGAGGAAGAAGACGAGCACCCAGUCGCCCCGAUGAGCAUCAAGACGAGCUCCAAGAAGUACGACCACUUCACGUUUGGCGAAGGCGAGGAGACACCCAAGGUACGAGACACUGCGCGACCAUCCAAGCACGACCAGAACCGCAACAGGAACGACGCCCACUGGGACUUUGACGACUUCGCCACCCCGAACAAGUCAAAGCCCAAGACGCUUCCUAAUGCCGUUCGUCACUUUGGCUGGAGCGACGAUGAGGACACCUCCCCCGUCCGCCGCCCCAUCGUGCACAAGGCGCGCCCCGACCAAGACGCCCACUUCGACUUCGUCGACGAAGGCACACCCGAAGGCCAGCGCAAAGCCGCACCCACUAAGGGCGGACGCAGCAACAAAGGCCAAGGCCUCUACGAAGACCACGUCACGGACAAGACGGACGAAACCAGCGGCGACAACAGCGACGCAAGGCGCGCCCUGAACGAUGUAACGCAGUCCAAGACGCAGACGCGCAACUCCAUGAAGACACACUGGGGCACGCACGCUGACUCACCAGAGAACCGCGGCAUAAACAUUGCGGGUAAUGGUAUGGGUGGGCGCAAGGGCACAGAGGCUGCGUGGUCUCUCUUCGAAGAGAGCCCUGUUAAGAAGGAGAACAACAAUGGCGCGGGGAUUAAGACGGAGGGCGAUGGCAUGGGUGGUAGGAAGGGUGCGGACAAGUCGUUCUGGGACUUUUAG